AUGAACUUAUCUAAGGGGACAACAAAAUCCCAUUUUACAAGCAGCGACGACCUCUCUGUUGGGAAUGUUGCUCCUGUUUCUUCGACAUUCAUCAAUGUUCCAGACAAACGAAUGAGCAAGUCACUCCAUGAUGUUCGAGUGGGGACUGUGGAAGAGAAAACCAGUCGGAUUGAUGAAAAACGACCACCGCUGCCACCUGGUGGUACCAGUCAAGCAGAAAAAACAGGGGUAACAACUUUAGGACCAGGUGGUGUCUCUGUAAAGUGGAGCAAGGAUGGCUCAGGCUCAGGAAAGAGUAUAAAAGGAGGUAGUCGUGAUUUAGAGAGCACAGAGGAAGAGGUGGUGAUCUGCUACCAAGAUGAGGCUGUGACAGUUGGAGAGACAGGGGCAGGUAACUCUGCCAAGACAGAGGCACCUCCUAGACUGAUGAUAGUUUCUAGCAAGAUACGUAACAGUAUGGCUCUACGGCAUGCUAUUCUUCCAAAUGUGAUUUUCGUGCAAUACAAGUGUGAUUCUACGUCCUUGGAAGGGAUUCUUAGUCUAGUGACAACAACUUUGAACUCGAGGAAGGUCAAUAGUAUAGCACUGAUACUGAGCUGUGUUGGAUCUUCCAUACAUUUGUCUGGUAAAGACGAGAAAGUAAUUACCAAGGAAACCAUAUCAGAAUCUCAGCCAAUCAGGGACUUCUUUACAAACCUAGUCAAUGAACAUUUAGACAAAACAAGUGAAGAGCUGCAAUUGGACCUCCUGGCUUGUAAUGCUGUCCAACAUGGCGACUCGACAACCAUCACCAAGGAGAUUGAAACACUGAUUCAGCAUCCUGUGACAAUGUCCAGGGAUUUAGUUGGAGCAGACCACAAAGUGACCCUGGCUAAAACUGGAGAUGUCAAAGUCACUUGUGUAGGAGAGCUUUACUUUAAGGUGGAGAAACUGCGUGGCUGGAGUGGUCAACAACAACAGUCUCUAGCUGGGUUUGAGAAAAUACAAACGGUUGGUAAAGGAGCCUACGGUGCAGCAGUCUUGUAUAAGAAGAAAGAUGAUGAGUCCCUGGUUAUCCUGAAGGAGAUUAAUAUGCACGACCUUAAUGCUGCAGAACGACAACUUGCCCUCAAUGAGGUGAAUAUCCUUGCUUUCUUGGACCACCCAAACAUUAUCAGCUACUAUGACAGUUUUGAGGAGGACGGCGUUCUUAUGAUAGAGAUAGAGUAUGCAGAUGGCGGGACACUUGCCCAGUUCCUGUCACAGCAAGAGAAACCUCUUGAGGAAAAAACUAUCCUGACCAUGUUCCAGCAGAUUGUGGCAGCCAUUAGACACAUCCAUGAACACAAUGUUCUACACCGUGACUUAAAGACUGCAAACAUCUUUCUCACCAAGGAAGGUGUGGUCAAAGUAGGCGACUUUGGUAUCUCCAAAAUGAUGAGUUCCGCUAACAAGGGAGCUAAUACAGUUCUGGGGACACCUUACUACAUCAGUCCAGAGAUGUGUGAAGGGAAGCCGUACAAUGAUAAGUCAGAUAUUUGGGCCCUUGGCUGUAUCCUGUAUGAGAUGGCAUGUCUGCAGAAAACAUUUGAAGGCUCCAACUUACCUGCUCUGGUCAACAAAAUCAUGAAGGGUCAGUUUGCUCCUGUCAAAGAUAACUAUAGCUCAGGAUUCAAAGAAGUUAUCAUGGAUAUGCUACGACAGGAUCCAGAACACCGCCCAUCAGCUCACGAACUCAUGUACACAAGACUGCCACAGUUGAUGAAUUCCUUUGAGGACCCCACAACAGACUGUGAUGACGAUAUGCUGCAGCCCCAUGACUGUAACCAUGACCACGCUAAAAAUAAAAAGAAAACCAGUUCUACAGUGGAGAAAAGAUCAUUGUUUUUUUACUUUGAGAGCUCCACAGCUUCCAUCACCCCAAUAGAGCUUCCUCCUAAAAUCAAAAUUAGACAUGCCGCUGCUGGUGAAGAUCAUGUGAUUGUCGUUACCACUGAGAGACAGGUGUUUACCUGGGGAGAAGGGGGCAAAGGUCAACUUGGACAUGGCAACACUGACUCGAAAACAAAACCGACACUGGUGGAGGCUCUGACGGGGAAGUCAAUCUCAAGAGGGUGUUGUGGAGCAGGGUUCAGUAUAUUCGCAAGUGACAACGGGAUUAUUUUGACAUGUGGUGACGGGACAAAAGGAUGUUUGGGACACGGGGACUGGUCGUCCACCUACAGACCCCGCCUCAUUGAGUCUCUACUCAGUGUUGAUGUGAUUUCCGUGUCUUGUGGACCCAAACAUGUUGUGGUUGUUGGAAGCGACGGUGAAAUAUUUUCCUGGGGCUGUGGAGGUGAUGGAAGAUUGGGGCUGGGCAACGAGGAUGAUCAGUGUCAGCCUACGGAGGUGAACAUCACAGAGCCGGUUGUUGUACGCGAUGUGAGAUGUGGUGUUGACGGUACCAUGUUCCGUACAGAUGUUGGGGGCGUGUUCGCCUGUGGUAGUAAUCUUGACAACAAACUUGGCCUCAAUCAUAGACAGGGUUUUAUCAUGGCCAUGAAAAAUCUCUUUAUCAAGACCGAGGUGGAGGGACAGAAGGAACCAACACCCGUCAGAGCUUUAGCCCGACACAAAGUACUGGACAUCACUAUGGGUCUGCAUCACUCAGCAGUCAUCGUAGAACCUGGCCAUGUGUUCACAUUUGGACGUAACACUGAAGGUCAACUGGGGAUCAGCAACACCAAAGACUGUAGUGCUCCAGUCGAGGUCAAGUCGAUGGCUGACUGUGUAAUAAAUAGAGUCCAGUGUGGAGACCAUUACACAGCAGCCAGUACAGUUAACAAUGAACUGUACUACUGGGGACUUCGCUUCAAGGUACCCUCGUCCCAGUCAUAUGUCAAUAAGGACAAUGAUAGUUGUUCCAGUAUUAAUGGUAGUGUUAUCAACAAGGAUGAUAUUCGCCUAGAGAGUGUCACUCCAAGGGAGGCUACUAGGGAUGAUGUCCCAUUGGAAAGUGUUACGCCCAGGAAAGGGUCAACGUCGCACUCACGACAAGCCAGUUUGACCAGUAUAUCUAGUCUAGCCAGUACAAGGGAGUCCGGACAACUGUCCAGUCAUGAUGGUACCUUGGAAUCCAAUGUAGCAGACGACAGUAACCAUGACAUCGAAAAUCAGGACAAAUCAAAGUUGGAUGGCAGCCUGGACAAUGUUAAAGCCCGCUCCACCCAUAAACGUCAGGAAAGUGUUGACAGUAUGUUUUCCCAAGGUUUGACAGACAGUGGAAUUCCGAGCUCCCAGCCAAACACUCCAUCAGACACAAGUAGUCUGACCAGACCAAGUGGAUUUAGACCCUUAAGUAGCGUGCCACGUCGGACCUCCAGUGCCAGUAGUAGUCGCGAGAACAGUAAAGAUAAAGAUAAGGACAAAGACAAGGAAACGGAAAUCAACAAAGACGAGUCAGAGAUCAUCUACCCUCCGAUGCAUCUUAUGAAGAUCAGUAAAUCUGGAGAUGAGUCUCUAACAAUUAGCAGUUUCUUCUGUCAUGGUGAGAAUCUGUUUGUCCAGCUGGAGACAUCAGCCCCACCUCCUCGACGAAAAAGUCGCAAGAAGAGAGGAAUCAGGAAGCGAUUUAGUGGAAAUACCCUCACUGUGCCAAAAGAUACAGCCCUUCUCUACUCGGCAUCAAGUCGGGAGGGCGGGGACGAAUACUCGUCGGAGACCUCGGAGAUGGACACACAGGGAACAGUACCUCGUUGGCUUAAGGAAGAGUUAGCUAGCACCGAACGCGAGAUUAAUGAUGGAAAUGAGGCUGAUGACACUAGUGACCAAUCAGAGGAUGAAUUGUCACGGAGAAUGGUGGAUAGCUCGAUGUCCAGUAUACAGAUAAACAAAGAUCUCACCCCUGCGAAGAACCUGGAAGUAUUGAGCCCUCGAGCCAAACAGAAAAGACCUAAUACAGAAGAUACCAGAAAAACAAUGACAGAGACACGAAGUCGGGACCGAUCAAUGUCUGCCAACAGUACAGAGAGUGAAGUGGACUUUCCUUCUGGUAGCAUACAUUCAGACAGCUCCAAGGAAAACUUACAUGUGCCUGGUCAUCGGCGUAAGCUAAGUGACUCCAGUAACUUUAUAAAGAAGAAUAUCCAGAUAACUAGCCGUAAAACAUCGGCUCCAGCAGGGAAACGGAACGGCCUACCUGCAGGACCCCAGAAACCCUCAAGUCGACUGAGGGGCCAGCCACGGAGUCAGGGGCAGGACUCCACCAUGAAGGACCAACUGGCGGCACGAGGGUUUGUGUCUGAUGUUACUGUCCGUCGUCGCCAGGAGGCAUUACAGAAUGAGCUUGAGAUUACACGUGAGGAAAAACAGAGAGCCGAGGAAAAGAUUCGGAAGCUGGAGAUGGAAUAUAGACACAAAGAGGAGCUGUUGAGACAGGAGGCAGAGUUUCAAGUUAUGAGGAGAGAAAAAAAUCUAGAAGAACAAAUAGAGUUAUUGAAGACGGAACUUCAAAAUCAAAACUCACAGCUAAAGGACAAUCAGAGAAUGGUGCUAUCAUUACGGGAGGAGCUUACCAAGGUCAAGACAGAGUCGGGAUCGGGGCAAUCAUCCAGAAGUCAGUCAGGUGGAAAGGACAGUAGAGUGUGUACGGUUCAGUGAUCUAGUUGAAAGUUUAAAUGAAGGAUGGACACAACUUUUAGAUCAUGCAAAGCAUGUAAAAUUUGA
Ylistrum balloti is the source of this 4686-nucleotide messenger RNA. RefSeq lists its product as uncharacterized. NCBI's taxonomy places the organism in Eukaryota, Metazoa, Mollusca, Bivalvia, Pectinida, Pectinidae. Bases 1 to 4620 code for a protein of 1539 amino acids. The record is from RefSeq and is a predicted model, not a curated record. Gene Ontology annotation, biological process: protein phosphorylation. Gene Ontology annotation, molecular function: protein kinase activity; ATP binding. The transcript is spliced from 33 exons.